Molecule: messenger RNA, 204 nt
Organism: Symbiodinium pilosum
Lineage: Eukaryota; Dinophyceae; Suessiales; Symbiodiniaceae
Source: the annotation of a GenBank genome assembly
AUGCUGAAGGAGGGCGAUUAUGUGCAUAUCGAGGUAGACCUUCGUGGUUUGCACCUGCCUUUUGGGACCUUGGCCGUGGCCAUCAACUCAGAGCCCGCAGAGACGGUUUUCGACGACAUCGCGCUGUCGUCAAGUAUGCACAUGAUGCCCGUGGUCUGCAUGGGCGGUGAUGGGUCAAGGGUACGUGUUUGUCCGGCUUGCUAA